UCCACUUCCUGUCAAGGGCGGACAUUUCCUGUGUUACACUGUUUAUAUACUGGCGAAAAAAAAGUACCGUGCUUCCAAUUGAACGCCGGCAGUUUUCACUCUGUUCUAUUUGUACUAUUAAUGGACGACAAAGGGCAGAAAGAUGCAGACGUGACCGCGCCUUCAGUGAUCGAUCGUUACUACACACGAUGGUACAAAGCUGAUAUGAAGGGUAAUCCGUGUGAGGAUCAUUGCAUCUUGCAGCAUUCCAACAGGAUAUGUGUCCUCACCUUGGCUGAGACUCACCCUCUCCUUCAAAAAGGGCGAACCAUCAAGAAGAUCGACUAUCAGAUCAGUAAUGGCUGCAGCCGCUUGAACAACAAAGUUUCUGGAAAGUCCAAGCGGGGAGGACAGUUCCUGACUGAAUUUGCUCCUCUGUGUCGGAUAACUUGCACGGAUGAAACCCAGUUCACCAUCUACAGCUGCAUCCGGGGCCGUCUUCUGGAAGUCAACGAGAACAUUUUAGAAAGGCCCGCGCUCUUACAAGAGAAGCCGUCCACCGACGGCUACAUCGCCGUCAUUUUGCCCAAGUUCGAGGAGAGCAAGAACGUCACCGAGAACUUGUUGAGCAGGGACGACUUUGAAAAGCUGGUCGCCGGAAGAGACUCGGAAGCUUCCUGACGAAGCGUUUCCCUUCGAGACGGGCCAUUUUAUUAGGUACGCUAGUUAAUGAGGGCAUGGAUUAUGCAAUAUGUUAAUUGGACUAAAAAAAUGCACGGGGGUCAUAAUGUUGGGAACACCUACAGUGCACAAUAAUAAUCCAAUAAAAAAUAAGGUAAAUAUUUUUAUUUUAUGAUACAGCUUUUGCAUGGUGGCCAAUGAUUGUAUAUAGUGUAAAUAUUUUAGUUCCAAACUUUUAUUUAUAGUUAAAAUACAUCAUAGUUAAAUCCAAAGUACAGCCUGGGGGCCAUUUUCUGUGCCAUAGCUAAUUUUUGUUAGCAUUCUAAUGUUAGCAUGCUGGCUUUUUUUGCAGGUAUACACCUUGGCAUCAAAUAGUACCUGUUGGUACCGUAUUUUCCGGACUAUAGAGCGCACGGUAUUUAAGCAUCUACUACAUUUAAAAGAAUAUAUUUUUCCAUAUAUUAGUCGCACUGGGCUAUAAGCCACAGAUAUAUACGUUAUUUACACAGAAAUGUUUAUUUACAUACCUUUUUAAUUGUUUAACACGGCAGUAAAACGGCUGAUCAAACAAAACAGAAGUCAUCGUGGACCCACUAGCUGCGGAAGCUAGCUCUGCAAUCAGCUAAACAGACUCAAUAACUCCACACUGACGUUUUGGUGAAUUUACGAAACUGAAACAAUACAAAAAGAAUCCAAUUGUAAGUUAAUAAUACUAACACAGACACUCGUCAAUGUGUUAACGUAUUAGCUAAUGCUAACUUGAUUACAUUACCAUAGCACGUACAAAUAUGCAUGAAAACACCUGCAGACAUCACGCAUGGAACGGUUUAGUAAGUGAAAAAUGUUGUAGUUAUAUUGUAAAAACUUACAAACGUUGCUUGGAGUGAUGAAUGAAGAACCCUUUCGAGUAGAAACGCUAUGGACGAUUAAAAGCUGCAACUGCACAAAUUAAUUCACCCAGCAGCACCCGCAGUGAGUGAACUCGUCCAAAAGAUGGCGCCGUAACACAUUUGAAAUGUCUUUGCAUGUGCUUGAUGAAAACUAUUUGCUUUGUCGCCGUCAGCGAAGAAAAAUCCAUAAUUUAGCCGCACUGUUUCAUAAGCCACAGGGCUCAAAACGUAGGGGAAAAAAAUAGCGUCUUACAGUCCGGAAUUUGCAGUAUGCUAGCUUUUUUUAUUUAACCUCUUAAGGCCCAAGCUGUUUACAUGCUUUUUUGUAUUUCUCUUUGCUAUUUGGGCUAAUUGGACCCUAAUUAGAAUAAAAACUAAGUCCAUAAGUACACAAACAUGUACGUCAUGUUUAGUGACAUGCUAAUUCUUAUUUUUACACUUUUUUUAUUUUCCAAAUUUCAUUGUGUUAUACUCUUCUGACACCACCAGAUGGCAGUAUAAGUGUCCAUGAGACCCCAAUUCAGUAGUGUACACAAUUUUGGAAAUAAGAGCUAAAAGGUGCUGUCCACGCAUGUGGCCACUAAGCCUUUAGAGGUGUUAAGAUAACUUUGUAGGUACACACCUGGAACUUGAUACAUGCUAACGUUUUUUGUAGAGUAAUAUAUUCUGGUACUUGUUAACAUUUUAGCAUGCUUUUUGCUUUCAUCCAAUUUCACUCCUUUUUCCGUUACUUGGCCAGCAUGCUAGCAUUUCAUUUUGGCUUUGGCUCUUCAGCAUUCACACAAAAUUUCGACCUAACUUUUCCAUUUCUUUGAGAAAAAAAAGUCUAUAUUGUACUGGUUUUGAAGCGCCGUCAGUGGGGAAAAAAAAAAUCAAGCAAUAGCACCUUCUUGUAACACAUGGAAAAAACAACACAUUUAAUAAAAAAUAUUGUUUAUUAA
Messenger RNA from Entelurus aequoreus (snake pipefish), 2491 nucleotides. RefSeq names its product actin binding transcription modulator (gene abitram). Bases 121 to 660 code for a protein of 179 amino acids. Gene Ontology annotation, molecular function: actin monomer binding; actin filament binding. The record is from RefSeq and is a predicted model, not a curated record. NCBI's taxonomy places the organism in Eukaryota, Metazoa, Chordata, Actinopteri, Syngnathiformes, Syngnathidae. Gene Ontology annotation, cellular component: lamellipodium; nucleus; dendrite. Gene Ontology annotation, biological process: regulation of actin filament polymerization; dendrite morphogenesis; regulation of filopodium assembly. The transcript is spliced from 6 exons.